Taeniopygia guttata (zebra finch) is the source of this 4020-nucleotide messenger RNA. It is a transcript of the gene PPP1R15B, whose product is annotated as protein phosphatase 1 regulatory subunit 15B. Gene Ontology annotation, biological process: response to endoplasmic reticulum stress. The record is from RefSeq and is a predicted model, not a curated record. Gene Ontology annotation, molecular function: protein phosphatase regulator activity. NCBI's taxonomy places the organism in Eukaryota, Metazoa, Chordata, Aves, Passeriformes, Estrildidae. Gene Ontology annotation, cellular component: endoplasmic reticulum; protein phosphatase type 1 complex.
CAAGUGGGCGGGGCGAUGACAGCCCCGCCCCGCCCCUCCCUCUGGGGGCGGGAAGCGCUGAGGCGGCGGCGCCGCCAUUUUGUGCUGAAGCUGCCUCAGGAUGGAGUCGCAACCUACACCGGAGCUGCCCGCCGCCCGCCGAGCCUUCAGCCUCACCGCCCCGCCGCGGAGCGCCGCUCCACACACCCCUCCGCACCGCUGGCAGCGCUGAACGCCCUCAUGGAGCACCGCGCUGGCGAACGCGCCGGCCCCGGUUUGGGAUGGGCGCGACUGGGGCUGGCCGCGGCCUGGCCGAAGCUGGCGGCGCCCAGCGCGGCGGGUUCAUCGCAGGCCAGCCCGCCCUUCUCGUGGCUUCGGGCAGUGUCGCAGCUGCUGUCGCCGCUGCCCGCCCUCCUGCAGCGGCUGCUGCCCGGCGCCGCGCUCAGCUCCGCGCUCUGCCCCGCCACGGCUCCGCCGCCGCCGCUGCUGCUGCUGCCCAAGGACGCCUCGGAGGAACCCCCGGAGAAGCGGCUGGAGGGCGGCACGGAGCACCCAGCGGGGAUAAUGCGGGGCAAGCUGGGCGCCCUUCGCAUGGAUUGGUACGUGCUGGGCUUGGAGCAGGGCAGCAGCCACCUGCCGCAGCCCCUGCGAGCCGAGGGUUUGCCUGAGGUGGAGUUCCUGCGCAGCAAGCGCCUGGCGUUCCUCCAGCGCUGGCAGCUGCCCGUGCCCGAGCCCGACCACGGCUACCACAGCCUGGAGGAGGAGCAGCAGCAACAGCAGCAGCAUGGGGGUGUCUGCCGGGAAAUCGCGGAGCAACGGGACAAUAGCGAGGAUUUGCAGCGCCCCGAGGAUGCGGGGACACAGCCCGGAGGUGUCCCCGUGGGGCAGCCCCAUGCGGCUGGGGAAGGCUUGGCUGAAGAAAAACGUGAGGACUCAACGGAGCGAAACUUCCCCGUUUCCACCAGACCUGCCUGUGGGAAUAAAUUAAUCGAUUAUAUCAUCGGAGGAGUAUCCAGUGGGGAGGAGAGUGGGGAUGAGGAAGAUUGGGAUGAUGAUGAUGAUGAUGAUGAUGACGGGUUUGACAGCGAAGAGCUGCCCUCGGACUCAGACGCCGACAGCCAGGACGGGGAGAGGCUUCAUCUGUGGAAUUCCUUCUACAGUUUGGAUCCCUACAACCCUCAGAACUUCACAGCCACCAUCCAGACGUCUUCCAGCGAGCCGGGAAAGGGAAUGUCGGACAUGGAGGAGGAGGAGGAGGAGGAGGAGGAGGAAGACUCGUGGGCAGAGUCCUCCGAGGGCUCUCCGAGUUGCGAGGAGGACGAGUGGGACUGUGAGAGCGUGGAUGAGGCAGAAAACUUGAAACUUUGGAACUCGUUCUGUAGCUCGGACGAUCUCUACAACCCUUUGAAUUUCACGGCGGCCUUUCAGACAGCGGAGAAAAAAGGGACGCCGGUUUUCCCAGGGGCAGAGAGGGCGAUUUCUGUCACCUCGGAGCAUUUCUCCGUGUGUAGGGUACAGCUGGAAAAACACAACUGCGGGAGCACUGAAUUGGGGCAGCGCAGGGAGAAAACUGCGAGUUCCAAGCGGAAAAAGGUGACAUUCCAUGAAGAGGUGACUGAGUAUUACAUCAGCAGCGAGGAGGACCGGAAGGGGCCGUGGGAGGAGAUGGCUCGGGAUGGAUGCAGGUUCCAAAAACGCAUCCAGGAGACUGAGGAGGCCAUUGCCUACUGCCUGAGCCCGGAGCACAGACUGAGGGUAUUCCACAGGCUCCAAAAAUUCCAUUCCCAGAGGACUGACCCCCUUCCAGCACCUUCAAACUCCUGGAAUUUGCCUGACCCUUAAAUUAAUGAAAUCUCAACCACCAGUGGCAGCUGCAUGUGCUGAAAUGGGGAGAGGAAAAAAAAUGGGAUUUUAUCUUUGUCCCUAAUUUUUUUUCCCCCACUUUGAUGUUCAACAAAUUCUCCUUUUGAUAUCCAGAUAAAACCCCCCAGAGCUCCCUGAAUGGGUGUUUUAAUUGCAUUCCUGUUAAUUAGCACUUGGGGUUCAAUCCAUUCCCCAAAAAAUGCCUUUUCCUGCCGUACCUUGGGAAGUGUGGGGACUGUUCCGUUGGAUUUUUGCACUUUGGAAAAACAAAAACAAAAAAAAAAAGACAAAGCAAAACCUAUUUUGAAGGAAAUAUUUAUGGGGUUCAUUCCCUGGAAUUGCAGUUUUGAUUUAAAAUUCCCUGAGGGAUGUGCAGGUGAGGGUUUGUUUUCUUUUUUUUUUUGUGUUUCUCCUUUUUUUCCAGCUUCUCCAAAAGCCUCAUUUUUAAAAAUCAAUUCCUUUAAGAGAUUUUUUUCCCACUUUUUUUUUUUUUCUUUCUGAAAUAAUCCAAUGUUUGAGUGUUUCUGGAGCUUUUUGAGGUUUGGUUUGAUUGAUUUAAAUAAUUCCCUUUUCCAGAAUUAUUCUGGCUGCUUGUCCCAACAAAUUCCUUGGUUCUUAGGACAAGGAAAUUCCUCAUCCUAAUUAAUAAUUAAAGCUUAAUGAGGCUGUGGAUGAUGCUUGAAUUUAGGGAGGAAAAUUCCUGAAUUAUUUAAUGAAUCUUUGCUGUAAUUCUGCUUUGGGAGAGGGAUUGAAGUGAAUUUUUAUAUCCAAUCUCCUUGUCCUGAUAAUUUUCUUGGAUUUAAGGAAAUUAUCUUGGAUUUAAGGAAAUUUAAAGGCAACAAUUCCCCGUUUUCUUUCCCAAAAAUCAGUAUUAACUCUUUGUGUCUGCACUGGGGUCACCAAAAGCAUUUCAGUGAGAGGACAAAACUCUUUAUUUAUUUUCUUAAUUUAAAAUAUUUAAUCAAAAUCAUUGAGGGAAAAAGGGGUUUGGAGCUGGAGGUUGGUGUGGGAAUUUUCCAAGCAGGGAAUAAAAAUGGGAAAAUUCCAAUGUUUGCACAAAGCUGGGUCAAUAAAUCAAUUAUUUGUUCAGCUGGCCAGAAUAAUUUCCAUUCUGUAGAAGAAAAACCUUUAAGUGCUUUAAAUUUUUCCUUAAUUCCUUCAGGUUUUAAUUUGGAAGAAAAUUAUUUAUUCCUGCUUUAUCCUGACUUGAAAAACCCCAGAAUUUUUGGAUUUAUCUUUUUAUUUUUAUUGCAGGAAGUGGCUUCUUUGAGUUGAAAAAUCCCCUUUUUGUGGUGCAAUUAGAAAACUCAGGGGAUUCAUUAACUUAGAGUUGUGUUAAUUCAAAUUCCAGCUGUUUGCCACCCCAAAAAUUGUAUUUUUUCCCUCAAAAAUAAUUAAAAAUUUGCAUCAACUCCUCAAAUCCUGAGAAAUCCACUUGGAAUUUUUAAGGAUUUUACUCACAUUGGAUUUGCUUUUUUAAUUCAGGGGUGGAAAACCAACCAAAAAAAAAAAACAACCCAAAAAAUGGAAUUGUAAGAAGGAAAGUGUGUGGAUUUAUGAUCAUUCCAAGGAAAACACACUACAUCCAUUUUUCCAUGGAUCUCCCAGUUGGUUUUUCCCAGGAAUCUCCCAGUCCCUGGAAUUUUGGGAUUGUGCUGCUUCAGUUCUUUAUGGACAACUCGGAUUUUUUUGGUGCUCAGGAGAACCUUGGGAGCGCUGGGAAUCCACAGCUGCUUGGACAAAUGGGAUUUAAAGAAGGAACAGCUUCUUCCAAAAGGUUGAAACUUUGGAAAAAUGCAAUUUUUUAAAUCAAAAUUCCCAUGGAUGAGCUUUUCCCACUUCUCCAACCUCCUUUUUUCCAGCUAUUCCAGCAGAAAAUUGAAUGGAAUUACCACCAAACCCAUCCCUGAACGCCUCAGAGCUCCCUUUUUCCCUCUAAAAUUCCUUUAAAAAAAAAUAUAUGGGAAGCAAAACUUGGAGGGAUUUAAAUCAAAACUGUGAUCUGCAGAUUUUUAUUUUUGUAUCAUUUCGGGAAGAGUGUGGAUUUGGCUUUCUAUGGAUUUUCCUUGAUUUGUGGCCGCUUUGUUGGGUUUUUUCUACCUAAAAAUUCUAUUUCUGUACAUAAGAAACUAUUCAGGACUAAUCCGUGCGUUGUAAUAAAGAGAUUUGCAAGAUAAA